UACCACCAUCAGCUCAAAACGAAUAGCAGCCACAUACGAACAGACACAAAAAAAUUCAGAAUUGAAGCACGGAACAAAGAAAAAAAAUCUUCUUCCCCCUUCAUUGAACCUUCAAAUUCUAGGUUGUGAACUAGUAUAGCUUUUUGAGGUUUCUAGGUUGUAAUAUACUAGUACUCAAUGUCAACUUCUUGUGCCACUAUUGGAACUGAAUGGUUGAAUCCUGUAGGUACAAGAUUAGCUCUGCCUGGAAGAAAUAAUAAUUUCAGGGGAAAAUGCGAAUUGAGUAGAAGGGGUUUUGCUUUUAAUGGUACAGUUGCUGCUGGAGCUUCAGUUAUGAUCACUUCUGUAGUUGCUGAACCCUCUAAAGGUUUGGAGAAAUUACCAUUUAAGCCAGAGGGGUACAACUAUUGGACGUGGCGCGGCCACAAAAUUCAUUAUGUAGUGGAAGGAGAAGGAUUUCCAGUUGUUCUAAUUCAUGGAUUUGGUGCUUCUGCCUUUCACUGGAGGUACAACAUACCAGAACUGGCUAAAAAAUACAAGGUUUAUGCUCUGGAUUUGAUAGGAUUUGGUUGGAGCGAGAAGCCACUGAUAGAAUAUGAUGCCUUCAUUUGGAGAGAUCAGGUUGUCGACUUCUUGAAGGAAAUUGUGAUAGAACCAGCAGUUUUAGUGGGAAACAGUCUUGGGGGAUUUACUGCUUUGGUAGCAGCAGCGUUUCUCACCGAUCAAGUCAAGGGAGUUACACUGUUGAAUAGCGCAGGACAAUUUGGGGAUGCCAGCAGUGCAGCUGAAGGAACUGAAGAAACAGCCUUACAGAUAUAUAUUCUAAAUCCACUAAAGGAAAGCUUUCAACGUGUAUUCCUUGGAUUCUUAUUCUGGCAAGUAAAGCAACCAGCUCUUAUUGAAUCUGUUCUGAAGAGUGUCUACAUUAAUUCUUCAAACGUCGACGACUAUCUCAUCAAUUCAAUUACUAGACCUACAGCUGACCCAAAUGCAGGGGAGGUUUAUUACCGAUUAGUGACGCGAUUCAUAUUAAACCUGAGAAAGUAUACACUUGACAAUGUGUUGAGAAAUCUUUCUUGCCCAUUGCUGUUGGUGUGGGGUGACCUAGACCCUUUGGCUGGUCCUGCCAAUGCCAAUCGAAUCAAGGAGUUCUAUCCAAACACAACCGUCGUUAACCUGAAAGCAGGGCAUUGUCCCCACGAUGAAGUUCCAGAACUAGUGAAUGAAGCUUUGUUGGAGUGGUUGUCAAGCACGGUAACACCAGCAUCUUCUCUUGAAACAUUAUCAGAAAUUUAGCUUCAUUGCUACCCUUACAUAUGCAGUGAGCUAUGUUGUAAAAUAUACUGUAUAGUCCUCCAAAUACAAUCUGAUUCAUAUUAUACGAGAUUUUGGUGACAUAUGAGAUAGGUUGAUUCGACCUAAUAGUGAAGUCAGCUUGAUCCAAAGAGUAACUCAUCUUCUCCUAUAUUCUAUUUGUUUAAUUGAAUAGAAAGAAGAAAGUUUGGAAUUGUA
Molecule: messenger RNA, 1512 nt
Organism: Solanum dulcamara
Lineage: Eukaryota; Viridiplantae; Streptophyta; Magnoliopsida; Solanales; Solanaceae
Exons: 7
Coding region: 178-1296 (372 amino acids)
Cellular component (GO): chloroplast
Molecular function (GO): catalytic activity
Source: RefSeq, a predicted model, not a curated record